This is a messenger RNA of Brettanomyces bruxellensis, 498 nucleotides long. RefSeq lists its product as uncharacterized. The transcript has 2 exons. The record is from RefSeq and is a predicted model, not a curated record. NCBI's taxonomy places the organism in Eukaryota, Fungi, Ascomycota, Pichiomycetes, Pichiales, Pichiaceae. Bases 1 to 498 code for a protein of 165 amino acids. Gene Ontology annotation, cellular component: Golgi membrane. Gene Ontology annotation, biological process: vesicle-mediated transport.
AUGGCGCUUACGGAUUAUAUUAAGUUUUCGGGCUUCAAAGCCGACCUUCAAUCUCGUAACUUCAGUAUAUAUGGUCAAUGGCUUGGAAUAUUUAUGAUUUUCAUCUCAAUUGCUUUGGGUAUAGCGAAUCUAUUUCAUGCAAAUGUGGUUAUAGUGUUUGCGAUUCUUGCUAUCGUGCAAGGUGUGUUACUUGCAUUUGUCGAGAUUCCAUUCUUGAUGAAAAUAUUUAGAGUUCCAGAUAAGUUCAUAUCCUUGGUGCAGUCAUUGGAUUCAAACUUAGCAAGAACAUUGUUUUACAUAGUUUACGCUGUUAUCCAGUAUUUGAGUCUACUUUGCAAGAGCACGUCAUUACUUGCCCUUGCAAUAUUAUUUACUGUUGAUGCUGUAUUCUACGGAUUGGCCACAGUUAUGAAACAAGAAUUCCAUAAGUCUAAUGUGGUUGCAUCUGUAGACGUUACAGAUAUGCCAGUUGAUGCCCAAAUAAGAGAUGCUUUGUGA